Molecule: messenger RNA, 1609 nt
Organism: Neomonachus schauinslandi (Hawaiian monk seal)
Lineage: Eukaryota; Metazoa; Chordata; Mammalia; Carnivora; Phocidae
Product: dnaJ homolog subfamily A member 1-like
Exons: 2
Coding region: 20-649 (209 amino acids)
Biological process (GO): protein refolding
Cellular component (GO): cytoplasm; cytosol
Molecular function (GO): Hsp70 protein binding
Source: RefSeq, a predicted model, not a curated record
CUCUCACCGGCUGUAGAAAAUGGUGAAAGAAACCACUUACUAUGAUGUUUUGGGGGUCAAACCCAAUGCCACCCAAGAGGAAUUGAAAAAGGCCUACAGGAAACUGGCCUUGAAGUAUCACCCUGAUAAGAAUCCAAAUGAAGGAGAGAAGUUCAAACAGAUUUCUCAAGCUUACGAAGUACUCUCUGAUGCAAAGAAAAGGGAAUUAUAUGACAAAGGAGGAGAACAGGCAAUUAAAGAAGGUGGAGCUGGUGGUGGUUUUGGCUCCCCCAUGGACAUCUUUGAUACGUUUUUUGGAGGAGGAGGAAGGAUGCAGAGAGAAAGGAGAGGUCAAAUUGUCAAGCAUGGAGAUAUCAAGUGUGUGCUAAAUGAAGGCAUGCCAAUUUAUCGUAGACCAUAUGAAAAGAGUCGCCUAAUCAUCGAAUUUAAGGUAAACUUUCCUGAGAAUGGCUUUCUCUCUCCUGAUAAACUCUCUUUGCUGGAAAAACUCCUACCUGAGAGGAAAGAAGUAGAAGAGACUGAUGAAAUGGACCAGGUAGAACUGAUGGACUUUGAUCCAAAUCAGGAAAGACGGCGCCAUUACAAUGGGGAAGCCUAUGAGGAUGAUGAACAUCAUCGCAGGGGUGGUGUUCAGUGUCAGACCUCUUAAUGGGGCCAGUGAAUAACACUGCUGGCAUUUUAUAUGCAGUAGUGAAUGAGUGAAGGACUAUAAUCAUAGCUCACUACUUGCUAUUGUUUUUGUUUUAAUAUUCAACUAUAGUAGUGUUUUAAAAGUUAAAUGAAGAAUAAACUCAAAUAUAAAAGCUCUGACUUUGCCCUGUAUGUAUGAUGACUUCAGUGUGCAAGAUAAAGUUUAAUACUUGUAAAAACUACUUAAAAAAAAAAUCUCCCCUAGCAUUUGUUAGGCCAUACCUUGUAAUUAAUUUCAGCUCUAUGUAUAUGAAACAGCUCAGACUGAAAUGCUAGGUGUAUGUAUUGACUUCGGUGUAUGACCCUUAAUUGUUAAGCUAUGAAGUUAAAACUUGUAUUUAAUUGGCAGUCAGACAAAGAAUUUGUAGAGAAGUGUUGGUCUAUAGUUAAGUGGGAUUCAUUGUGAUGUCUCUGCAUUUAUUGCCUCAACUGUUACUUGAAGAUGGCAUGCUAUGUAAUUUGGCCUGUGGUAUCAUUGAUAGAAAGGAUACCUCUCUAAAGAAGGGGUUUAUCAUAUGCUGCUGCUUGAGGGCUUGCACUUGUAGAACUGCAUUCCCUUCUGCUGUGCCAUCUUUUUUUUUUUUAAUAUAUAUAUAUAUAUAUCCUGGUUAUACUUUUUUUCCUUCUCUUUGGACCAUGAUAAGCUUCAGACUAGUGACUUCAGGAGCAGGGUAACUUAGAGUGAAGAGACAUUUACGUGGAGACGUUAAUUUGCAUGUAUGCGAUAGGAAGGUGUUUUUUAGGUAUGUUACAGGCUUACUUUAAACCAUUUAACUUCUGCUCCGAAGUAACUGUAAUUUAAUGUUGGUAGUAUAGCAAAUUAUGAUGAAUAGCUUUAAUUGUAUGUUUAAAAGUCAUGUUCACAAGCUUAAAUCUGGGUAUCAGAAUUAAGCAAAUGAAAUGUAUGAAUGUCUCCUUA